This is a messenger RNA of Myzus persicae (green peach aphid), 1031 nucleotides long. RefSeq lists its product as uncharacterized. The coding region runs from base 22 to 942 and encodes 306 amino acids. The record is from RefSeq and is a predicted model, not a curated record. Lineage: Eukaryota; Metazoa; Arthropoda; Insecta; Hemiptera; Aphididae. The transcript has 3 exons.
CAAGUGUUUUUAUUUUUCAAUAUGGCCGGUCCAAUUGUUGAUAUCAAAAAGAAGUCGUAUACAUACAUUCCACCGACACCACCUGCAUAUCUUAUGGAAUCUACAUCAUAUACAUUAGACUUUACAGCACGUAAGUUUGUGCAUAUUGGUAUCGAUCCAACUGAUGAAUUUCAAACUGUUAUACAUUUAAUCACUUCAUCGAGACAUAUAAAAUUAACAACAGAUUUCCUAAGACGUAUAUUUGCUCUUAUCGGUAAUAUAUUAUCAUUUAUAUUAGAAACACCACGAACAAAUAAACGAAUAACUUUUCUCGAAACUGAUUUAUUUCUAAUAUCGAGUAUGGUGUACAAGGGUGAAAACAAUCUAGUUGUUGAAUGUAAAAAUAAAAGCGAAUGCAGAGUUUUAUUGAAUCGUGCAGAUUUGAUUGAGCUAAAUAAAUUAGAAUGGUGUAUUUCAAAAACUAUGAUUCAAAAAUCAAUCAUCCAAACCAUUCUUCUUAAUCAAAUCGAUGAGUAUUGCGAUUAUCUAGAAGAAACUAGUUUACAAGAUACCAAACCACCAAAUACUGAACAUGAAAUGGAAGUAUUCAUAAAGUUGGGUACACCUUUAGAAAACACAACUACAUCUCCUAACCUGACCUAUCAAAUCCAGAUGUAUGCACCUAUGCAGUUACUUAGAAUUUGGAUAGAUCGUAGAAGGGCACGAGACACACCUGAGUUAUUUACCGAAUCCGAAAUGAGACUCAUUUCACCUCCGAGAUAUUCGAGCUUGUCUCCAAUGGACCUUUCACAAGCAAGGGUGGUUGACGAGGAAUGCGGUAUCAAUGAAUUUUUAUCGCAAAUCAGUCCUACACAGGGACAGGGGGCAUGGACAUCAAUUCAGAAAACAAAAUCAAUGGUAAUGCUCACAUUUAACUUUUAUGAUAAAUAUAUAUUAACAUAAUAUUAUUUGUAUAGCAUACCAGUAUAUCCCCACCAACAGACGUAGACAAUCGUUGUAGACGUAAUUCGGACAAUGAUGCACAGUAUAGA